UAGAGGCAUAGCAGAACCGCCUGAAACCGCCGCUGGCAACACUGUUGAAGUCCUCGUCACCGUAACAGCACCUUAGCGAAACAACAACGCAGCGUUUCCCUUCUUUCUGAUUCCCUAGAGAAAAGGGUACAAUGGAAGUUAAUGAACAGGCUAGAUGCAGAGAGUUGGCUAAGUCGUCCUCAUUUUACCGCACAGUUUACUCAGAGGUAGAAGAGGUUGGAUGGGAGCAUUUGGUGAGAUUGGACGGAGAUCUAACUUUCCUUAGCUUUCGUGUUUUAGAUAAGAAGGGAAGAGUGCAUAUCAUGGAAAUUCAGUUGGAUAAAGCCUAUCCUAGAGUUCCACCAAUGGUUUCAGCGGAUGUACCCUAUAUCUUCAAUUUAAAAUGGUCAAUGAACUCAAGAUUGAAAAACUUGGUGCAACAAUUUCAGGAGCAUCUGGAGAAGCUUCAAGGAUUCUGGUCUACUUUGGACGAGAUUGACAGGUCUCUAUGGGUUGUUGAGUCAAAGCAGGCAUCUCGUGCCAUGUCUUGUCGUCAAAUUCACGUAGGAAAUGAUUGCUUCGUCAUGUUGUGCAUUAAUAUCAAUGACCCUAGAUCAUUACCAGAGUGUCGUUUUAUGGGUUCAGGUACUAUUGUGAACUCCUUGAGAAAGAUAUGGAAAAGAAAUAGCAAUAAAUGGAUGAGUAAUAAACCCUUUACAGAAAAUAUUGAGUGUCUUCUGGAGACCCAACUGCCAAGGCCCCCUGACAAAGAGGAGAACAAUCUUCUAGUUGAAUGUGGAAUCUGUUAUGCUCAAUAUCUCCCUAUUGGUGAUGAGCUUGUACCUAAAAGUGGAAGUGGAACUGAUUAUACUUGUGAAAAUAACAAUUGCAGUAAGGCUUUCCACAGCAUGUGCUUAGUGGACUGGUUGCGAUCUAUCACGACAACAAGGCAGUCAUUCAAUGUUCUGUUUGGGAAUUGUCCGUACUGUUCAGAGCCAGUUGCAGUCAAGACUAAUACAACAAAGAAUUAGAGACUUUCAUUAUCCAAGCUGACUCAUCCUGCCAACCUUGGAGGUGUAUGGAAUUUCUUAACGCAAAGCAGCAAAACUUCUGAUGUCAUACACUAUAAAAUUGGAAUGAUUGAAGCCUUUUUCUCCAUGAAUAAGUUAUUGAAAUUUCAUUUCCAUUUUGCUGAAAUCAUAACCUUUAAACUAAGAUUGUUACAGUAUCCAAUGUAGGGUUGUGCCCACUUGUACUGUUGCAUUUACGGUGACUUAUGAACAACAACGACUUGUGGCUUUCCUUCAUUAUAUUUUGUCUUGGCCUUAUCUUAGGCCCUAGUGACUUUGAUUAAAACCUUUUUCAUUUGAUUGGUUGUCCA
Molecule: messenger RNA, 1360 nt
Organism: Theobroma umbraticum
Lineage: Eukaryota; Viridiplantae; Streptophyta; Magnoliopsida; Malvales; Malvaceae
Product: zinc ion binding protein
Biological process (GO): interstrand cross-link repair; protein monoubiquitination
Cellular component (GO): Fanconi anaemia nuclear complex; nucleus
Molecular function (GO): ubiquitin protein ligase activity
Source: RefSeq, a predicted model, not a curated record